AUGAGAGUGUACCAACUACUAUUCCUCAUCAUUACUCAACUCGUUCAAUUGGCAUUUGCAAAAGUCUUAUCCACAGCCAAACCGACGACUCCAUAUCGAAAAGUAUUUUUCAACUAUCAAAAUAAUGCCGUAUGUUUAUACGCCAACGAUACAGUUCACACUCAAUUUGAAAUUGAAUUUGAUUUAGCAAGAGAUAAUGAAACUAUCCCCGUAUUGAUUUUCAAUUAUCGUGAUUUGAUCAAGUUUAAGAAUGUGCCCAAUUUCAAUGAAUUUUUAAACCAUACUUAUCUUAAUGACCAAGUGAAUGAUCAAGGUGAGGGACUGAGUUUGCUUCUUGUUGAUGAAGUUCAUAAACUGGUUGAUUUCAAUUUACAAAUGAAUCAAGUGGGUAAGUCGUUACCGAAACUGGUUUGGUAUGAUGUUGUGACUAAUGAAACGAGUUUUAUCAGUUAUGGAGUCAAUGAACCGGGUACUUAUUGUAUCUAUAUGCCAUUAUAUUCCUUUGAUGGAAAUCUUAUCCAUCCAACUAAUUACAAAGCGCAAUUAUCAGUGGAAGAAUUUACCCCCAUUAGUGUAUUUCAUGAUAUUGCCACAUCGUUAAAUAUUGUCAUUAUGUUUGGUUCAACUUUAGUUGUAUUGAGUUAUUUGUAUCCGGCGAUUAGAGCUAGGAAAUUUGACAAAUUACCACCAGUGGUCCAACAAUUGACGCAAUUGUUGAUUGUUUAUGUUGGGUUCACAUUGAUUCAAUUUGCUCUUCGCUUGAUUUAUUUAUUUGUCCCCAAUGAUUUCAUUUACAGUUUUACUGAAGAUUAUUUUGGAUAUUUUGCUAAUGUUUUGUUGAACAAGUGGCAAAAAUUUAUCAUAUCUCAAGUUUAUUUUGGAUUGGGAUACAUCAAUGUUCCUGAAUCACUAAAAACCAUUAGAAUUUCAAAAUUGAUUUUUCAAUUGGCAUUUAUUGUUAAUUUAGUUGCUAUAUUUGUCUUGGAUAAUUGUAUCGAUAUACCCAUUCCAUUAACUAGUAUACUCAUUAAUCAAGAACGUUAUCUGAUUUACAAGAAAUCGAUUUUGGUCAAUGAAUAUUAUGCUAAUAUUGUCAUUAAUCAAAAUUCAGAUUUACUCAAGUACCUAUUCAAAUAUGGAUCACAAACCCAAUUACUCUGUGGAUUUUUAAUGCAGGUAGUACGACUUGUAUGUGGAUUUCAAUUAGCUUGGAAAUUAAGGAGGUCCCGUAAAUUGGCCAAACCAAUGAUUGUCACCAUCAUGAUUCAUUUAAUUGCCUGGACGUUAUUUGGUAAACAAUCGGUUUAUGUUGCUUUUAUUCGAUUGAAUAUUGGUGGUGUUUUUGAUGUAGGUGAAUUGUUGAGUAAUAUUGGUCAAUUAUUGGAAACUUAUGAAGUUAAAUGGAUGGCACUUUCGUUAGUGGAGAUUUUGAUGAUUUGGUUUAUUUGGUCAACUAAUAAACCUUAUGAUUAUGCCGUUGUUGUUGAAGAAGAGAAAAAGAAGAAGGACAAGGGAGCUAAGAAGGAGAAGAAGGAUAGUCAUGAAAAGAAGAGUAAAGACAAAAAGAAGGCGAUUGACGAAAAGAAGGCGAAGAAGGACGAUAAGAUUAAAGAUACAAAGAAGGUCACUGAUGAGAAGAAGGUGGUUGCGGUAAGUGGUGAAGAUAAAUAG
Lodderomyces orthopsilosis Co 90-125 is the source of this 1671-nucleotide messenger RNA. RefSeq lists its product as uncharacterized. Bases 1 to 1671 code for a protein of 556 amino acids. Lineage: Eukaryota; Fungi; Ascomycota; Pichiomycetes; Serinales; Debaryomycetaceae. The transcript has a single exon. The record is from RefSeq and is a predicted model, not a curated record.